Molecule: messenger RNA, 2426 nt
Organism: Pyrus x bretschneideri (Chinese white pear)
Lineage: Eukaryota; Viridiplantae; Streptophyta; Magnoliopsida; Rosales; Rosaceae
Product: protein KINESIN LIGHT CHAIN-RELATED 2
Exons: 2
Coding region: 161-2062 (633 amino acids)
Molecular function (GO): protein binding
Source: RefSeq, a predicted model, not a curated record
GAAAUUUUAGCGCCUAAAACGCCGCCGUUUAGGGACAUCGCAGUUUUCAUUGUUCGUUGUCCAUCGCCUUCACUGGAACGCAGAAAGCAGUUGUAGGGUUUAUGCAAAAGGGUUUUAACAAAAAUCCCAAAUUCACAAAAACCUCUCAACAUUUCGGACCAUGAGAAAAUCUUCAAUCUCACUCUUCUCCCACCUCACUCGCCAGAGACUCAAAUCCUCAGCCCCUCCUUUUCUUUCCAGAAAUUACAUUUCCGACCGCCCAUCCUCCUCCUCCUCGCAAUCUCCGCCGCCGGUCUCACCGGCCCGUUUCAGCCCCUGCGCCAUAAUUCAGGACUCAUUCUUCACAAGUAGCCAAUUCCAAGCAAACCCAUCUCGAAAUAUGAACACCGUCGUCGAAACAUCGCCUCAAAUUUCCUCCAGGCAAAGAAAAUCCAUGGAAAAGUCGGACCUUGAAGAGGCGUUCGAGUCUGCGAAAACCAUCGAAGAAAUGCUUGCGGCUUUCAAGGCCAUGGAGUCGGCUUUCGAAGAGAGGGAGCUCGGCAUGGCUGCUCUGAAAGUCGGCCUCAAGCUUGACCAGGAAGGCGAGGACCCUGAAAUGGCUCUGUCUUUUGCUACCAGAGCAUUGAAGGCCUUGGAUAGAGACGAUAGCGGUAAGCCCUCUUUGGUUGUUGCCAUGGCUUUGCAGUUAAUGGGUUCUGUUAAUUAUGGAUUAAAAAGGUUUAGUGAUAGUUUGGGGUACCUUAAUAGGGCUAAUAGAGCGUUGUGUAGAUUAGAGGAGGAGGGUUUUGAUGUUCGGGAUCUUAGGCCGGUGCUUCACGCUGUGCAGCUCGAGUUGGCAAAUGUGAAGACGGCAAUGGGGAGGAGAGAGGAGGCUCUAGGGAAUCUUAGGAAGUGUUUGGAGAUUAAGGAGUUGAUGUUGGAGAAAGAUAGUACUGAACUUGGCAAGGGACACCGGGAUUUGGCAGAGGCGUAUGUAGCUCUUUUGAACUUUAAAGAUGCAUUAGGAUUCUGUAGGAAGGCGUUGGAGAUUCACAAAGAAAAGUUGGGGCAGAAUUCGGUUGAGGUUGCACAUGACAGGAGGCUUCUUGCAGUCAUUUAUACUGGGUUGGAGGAGCAUGAGAAAGCGUUGGAGCAAAAUGCAUUGUCACAAAGGGUUUUGAAGAAUUGGGGUCUUAGUUCCGACUUGCUUCGUGCGGAGAUUGAUGCUGCUAAUAUGCAGAUUGCCCUGGGAAACUUUGACGAGGCUAUUGAAACUUUGAAGCGUGUUGUUCAGCAGACAGAUAAGGAUAGUGAGACUAGGGCACUGGUGUUUAUCUCGAUGGGAAAAGCAUUAUGUAAUCAGGAAAGAACGGCAGAUGCAAAGAGAUGUUUGGAGCUUGCUUGUGGAAUUCUUGACAAGAGAGAGACAAUCUCCCCAGUAGAUGUUUCUGAAGCAUACUCGGAGAUAGCAAUGCAAUAUGAGACUAUGAAUGAGUUUGAAACUGCAAUCUCACUGUUAAAGCGAACACUAGCUUUGCUUGAGAAGCUCCCACAAGAACAGCACUCUGAGGGAAGUGUUUCAGCUAGAAUAGGGUGGUUACUUCUGUUGACCGGAAAGGUCUCACAGGCUGUUCCUUACUUGGAGAGUGCAGCUGAGAGGUUGAAAGAGAGCUUUGGUCCCAAGCAUUUUGGCGUCGGCUAUAUUUACAAUAACUUGGGGGCAGCAUAUUUAGAACUAGAGAGACCUCAGUCAGCUGCACAGAUGUUUGCUGUUGCGAAGGACAUCAUGGAUGUCUCACUUGGUCCCCAUCAUGCCGAUUCAAUUGAGUCAUGCCAGAACCUCUCAAAAGCAUACGCUGCCAUGGGAAGCUAUGUCCUUGCAAUCCAAUUCCAGCAGCAAGUAGUUGAUGCUUGGGAAAGCCACGGACCAAGUGCUGAAGACGAACUCAAAGAAGCACACCGAGUUCUCGAACAAUUGAAAUUUAAAGCCCGUAACACAUUUGCAAGUAAUGAAUUUACUACAAAGGCCUUACCUCUGCCCCAGACCCAAACGCAUGGAUCUGACAGGAGUUCAAAAGGCUGAUUUCCUGUGAAUUAAUAAUUCAGAAGAUGCUCAAACUUAUCCAUCUGCUGCAUAGCAUGGACUGGGUAGCUUCAUAUAUUGGUGAGGAUCUGUGGCUGCUGGUUUUAAUUUUUUUGGUAAUCUUACGUAGCUAGUUAUAUAAACGACACAAUUUAUAGUGAUUCAUAGUUUUGCCAAUGCCUUAAUUAUUCUGAAGUAAUCACCCUGUUUUUUCUGCUAGAAGUUGAAGAUUUUGGCCAGCAUUCGAGUUUAGCCUGUCUACGAAGCUUGUAAUGAUAAUCUUGGUCCUUAAUUGCUUGAUUAAUAAACGAUCUUACGGGUCUUUGUGAUACACUUAUUAUGUUUAGUAAGAAUUUAAUCUACA